AUAACAAUGGAAAACAAGGGGAAAUGCAAGAUAUGAUGGACUGUACGGAUUGCCCAGGAUGUUGCGCAUGGCGACCUUAUUAUCGAAGUCAAUGCGGAUAAAUCCGAAAUGGAGCAUGCUUAUUUUCACACACGAACACAUGGAGUUUUUAAAAAACUGGAAUUAUCCUUGAAUUUAAAAGAAAUGGAGCUGUUCAAAGCUAACUAACUAAUGUAGGAUUCCUGGGUCAACUGAAGAAAAGAACUACAGGCUUCGAGCUACACACUACAAACUCCCCAGCAAAAUGCCGCAAAAGACAAACGGACACUCCUAUGGCAUGGAAGACGGAGCCACAUUCCUGUUCACUUCCGAGUCCGUGGGCGAGGGCCAUCCAGACAAAAUGUGCGACCAAAUCAGCGACGCUAUCUUGGACGCCCAUCUGAAGCAGGAUCCCAACGCAAGAGUGGCGUGCGAAACCGUCGCUAAGACUGGCAUGAUCCUGCUGUGCGGCGAGAUCACAUCAAAGGCCGUGGUCGACUAUCAGAAGGUUGUUCGUGAAACAGUGCAGCACAUUGGCUACGAUGACUCCUCCAAGGGUUUCGAUUUUAAAACGUGCAACGUCCUCUUGACAUUGGACCAACAAUCGCCCGAAAUAGCUGCCGGUGUGCAUGUCAACCGCGCCGAGGAAGAAAUCGGUGCCGGAGAUCAGGGCAUCAUGUUUGGAUAUGCCACCGAUGAGACCGAGGAGUGCAUGCCCCUCACGGUCGUGUUGGCCCACAAACUGAACGAGAAGAUUGCUGAGUUGCGUCGCUCGGACGUCUUCUGGUGGGCUCGCCCCGAUUCGAAGACACAAGUCACCUGCGAGUACCUCUUUAAUCGGGGAUCAGCUGUUCCCAAGCGGGUCCACACCAUCGUAGUGUCCAUGCAACACUCUGAGAAGAUUUCGCUUGAGACCCUGCGCUCGGAAGUAAUGGAGAAAGUAGUGAAAGUUGUAAUUCCCGCCAAAUACAUUGAUGCCAAUACCAUUGUGCACAUCAAUCCCUGCGGUCUCUUUGUCAUCGGUGGACCAAUGGGUGACGCCGGGCUAACGGGCAGGAAAAUCAUUGUGGACACCUACGGAGGUUGGGGCGCCCACGGCGGUGGUGCCUUCUCUGGCAAGGACUUCACCAAGGUCGACAGAUCUGCAGCAUAUGCAGCCCGCUGGGUGGCCAAGUCACUGGUUAAAGCUGGUCUGUGCAAGCGCUGCCUGGUCCAAGUCUCGUACGCCAUCGGUCAUGCCGAGCCUCUUUCCAUAACCGUGUUCGACUACGGCACAUCCCACAAGUCACAAAAGGAACUCCUGGAAAUCAUCCGGCGCAACUUUGACCUCAGGCCCGGCAAGAUUGUCAAGGACUUACACCUGCGUCAGCCGAUAUACCAGCGCACCAGCACUUAUGGCCACUUUGGUCGUGCCGGCUUCUCGUGGGAGGAGGCAAAGCCUUUGGAGACUGACAACUGACUAGACGCUGACGCGCCGCUUCCGCAGUCACCAUGUGCUAAAAGGUCGAAGACAUCGUUAUCGCCAUCAGCGUCAACAUCAACAGAAACCACAACACCAACGUAAUUUUUAGUUUCGUUUUUAAAGUUAAAAGUCGGGAAGCUAGCCACAUAGGCCAUCGUCCUGCUUUGGGCUUUCGUUUCUUGAAACCAAUUUGAUGUGUGUAGUCUUCUCACACAACACUAGUUGUAGUCGUCAUACUACCCCCAUAUAUAUACUUAAUAGAGGGCUCCAACACAAUUGAUGAGCUUUAGUUAUACAUAUACAUAGUAUAGAGUCGCUCAGUUUUGUUAUCACAAAAAUUGAAGAAGUAGUUAGUCUGCCCUUCAAAUACCCCAAAAAUGUAAUUCAGUUGGCAUCUAUUGAAAUUGUAUAAAACUAAUAUCCGUUGCCUGGAAAUUGUGCACCAUUCGCAUGCCCUAAUUGUACACAUAUUUUUGUAUCUUUUAAUAUUGCUAUAUGUUGUCGUAUGCGUUGUAUAUGUUUAACCAAAAGUUUUUAAACAACUCGAUUGUAUGUAAAUUA
This is a messenger RNA of Drosophila subpulchrella, 2041 nucleotides long. RefSeq names its product S-adenosylmethionine synthase-like. Bases 284 to 1477 code for a protein of 397 amino acids. The transcript is spliced from 2 exons. Gene Ontology annotation, biological process: S-adenosylmethionine biosynthetic process. Gene Ontology annotation, cellular component: cytosol. NCBI's taxonomy places the organism in Eukaryota, Metazoa, Arthropoda, Insecta, Diptera, Drosophilidae. Gene Ontology annotation, molecular function: methionine adenosyltransferase activity; ATP binding. The record is from RefSeq and is a predicted model, not a curated record.